AUGUCUCUUGUUUCCACGAUUCGUGAUACCCUUUAUGGGGUUACCUCUUGCUGUUUUCCAAAUCCCACUCUUUAUAUUAAUCGACGUACUUUCAAGGUGAUUCAGUUACUUGGAGAAGGAGGUUUUUCGUUCGUAUAUCUAGUAAAAGAUGUUAGUACAGGUCGACAUUUUGCGCUAAAAAAAAUUCGAUGUCCCGCUGAGAGUGGAGCCGUUAAAGAUGCGAUGAAAGAAGUGGAGAUGUACAAAUUGUUUCAGCAUGAGAAUAUAAUUAAAGUUAUUGACACAUGCGUCGUUCAAGAUAAAGACGGAAAAGUAAUAUAUAUUUUUCUUCCAUAUUACAAGCGCGGUAACUUGCAAGAUGCCAUCAGCAAAAAUCUAAUAGAUAACACCCACUUUGAAGAAAGAGAUAUGUUAAAACUAUUCCGUCAGAUUUGCUACGCUGUGCGUGCUCUUCACACUUAUCAAUUACCAUCAGUUCCCAUGCGUUCCAAUCACCCUCUUUCUACUAAUACAACAUCAACAAUAACAUCAGAAAAUGAAAAUAAUGAGCAACAAGAAGAAAACGGCAGGACUAUUGUCCCUUUUGCGCAUCGUGAUAUUAAACCUGGUAAUGUGUUAAUAUCGGACGAUGGAGAAACAGCGAUAUUAAUGGACUUUGGAUCAUUAGUUCGUGCGCGCAUAAAGGUUCAAAGUCGUCCGCAAGCCAUGUUACAACAAGAUAUGGCUGCAACCCAUUCCACAAUGCCUUAUAGGGCUCCAGAAUUAUUUGAGGUUCAGACGAAUGCUAUGCUCACCGAGAAAGUUGAUAUAUGGUCGUUGGGAUGUACGCUUUAUGCUAUGGCAUAUGGAAAAUCACCAUUUGAGACAAGUAUUACUGAACAGGGUGGCUCGAUAAAACUAGCGGUACUUAAUAGUCAAUUCCGGUUUCCAGAAACAGAACGAGAAUUAUACUCCCAACAAUUUCAAGAUCUCAUUUCCUUUAUGUUAGUUGUCGAUCCUAACGAACGUCCUGAUAUUCAUCAGGUGAUUGCAAAAAUAGACAAAAUAUUAGAAGAGAUCAACUCAAAUAAAAAUAAUAUUAUUACGAUGGCAGCAAAUAGCGCAUCAUCAAGACAAUCGUCUGAUUCAAAAAUACAUAGUGUAGACGAACAACGUCGUUCAGGGCAUUCUGACGAUGGCGACCUCAAAACAUACGACAAUAAAAAAGAUUAUAAAGCUACUAUACACGAAGAAGGAAAGAUGUUCAUAGGAGGUCUUAAUUGGGAAACCACUGAUGAGAGCCUAAAAUCACACUUUUCACAAUUCGGUGAAGUUACGGAUGUCAUAGUUAUGCGAGAUCCAAACACGGGACGAUCUAGAGGUUUUGGAUUUCUCACUUUUGUUGAUCCAUCCGUUGUCAACACCGUAUUAGUGAAAGAACAUCAAUUGGAUGGUAAAAUUAUUGAUCCUAAACGUGCAAUCCCACGUGAGGAACAGGAAAAAACCGAAAAAAUAUUCGUCGGUGGAAUCGCUCCAGAAGUCACAGAAGAGGAAUUUAAAGAAUACUUCAUGCAAUUUGGUAAUGUUAUCGAUGCCACGUUGAUGGUUGAUCGAGAAACCGGAAGACCUCGUGGAUUCGGAUUUAUUACAUUUGAUUCAUCGGAACCUGUCGAGAAAGCGAUGGCGCGAGAUGACUUAGAAAUCCAGAAUAAGCCGGUGGAAGUGAAACGUGCCAUGCCGAAACAUAAGUCGCAGCGAAUGCAAUUAUAUAACCAACCGAGUUUUAGUGGAUCAUCAGGGCCACAAGCAUCAGCUGCCGCACUUUCUGUUAUGCCACCUUCAGCAGGAUCGACCUCUCGAUAUGGACAAAGUUAUGGUGCCGCAGCUGGUAAAGACGGUGGGAUGGGAUAUUCAGGAAUGGGCUAUACCGCUGGUUCAUAUCCAAAUUACGCAGGUUAUGGACAAUAUUCCGGCUAUAAUUAUGCAUCUAACUAUCCUGCUGGAUAUUCUGGAUAUGCGAAUUCAUAUGGUCAAUAUGGAGGAGGAUAUGGAAGUAGUGGUUCGGGCAGUCGAGGUGGUGGCUCAUAUAACCAAUGGUACCGAGGAAGCGAUACUGGUUAUGGAUCAGGCGGAGCAUCAUCAACAGGUGGAGCAUCACCAUUAGGCGGCGGUCCAUCAUCGAGUGCAAGUAGAAUAGUCGGGGGAGGUGGAAGUUAUCACCGUGGUUCACCAAGUCGAGAUGCUGAAGGUGGAUAUGGAAGUCGAGGUGACCAUCAUUAUCAAGGACCUGCACUUUACAAUCGUGGAAGUUCUCGGACAAGUGGUCCAGUGCGUUCCUCUUAUUCCAGUGGAAUGCAAUCGAACAACAACGGAGGACCAUUACAUAGUAGUGCUCAGGUCCGAGGACAACACAAUUAUCAUCCGUAUGCACGAUAA
Messenger RNA from Ambispora leptoticha, 2415 nucleotides. Lineage: Eukaryota; Fungi; Glomeromycota; Glomeromycetes; Archaeosporales; Ambisporaceae. The record is from the annotation of a GenBank genome assembly.